Molecule: messenger RNA, 5323 nt
Organism: Linum trigynum
Lineage: Eukaryota; Viridiplantae; Streptophyta; Magnoliopsida; Malpighiales; Linaceae
Source: the annotation of a GenBank genome assembly
CUACCAAAGUUUGGAAGGGUUCGAGUCCAAGAAACUCGAACAACAUUAUGGAUCGACGAUUAAGAAUUCGACCUAUAACAAAAUCAAGUUUUUACAACUCGAUCAAGUGUAGAUCAAUUUUUGAAGACUCCAUCUAAUAGGGUCGAUGACAAAGGACUCAAUAAAAAAAGAUCAAUUUUUGAAAACUCGAUCUAGUGGGAUCGAUGCCAAAGAAAUCAAUCAUCUAAAACGACUUUAGAAGCCUCGAUCCAAAUUUGCACCAGAUCGAUGCCUUAUGACUCGAACAAAGUGGAUAGAUUGCCCUGGUCUCGAACUACUAUUCAAUUAUCGCCAAGUCGCUUUCCCCCGACAUGCUUUGAGGAUAGGGUUUUAGGAAUAAGAUUCUUUGUUGUACUGGAUCGAGUUUUUUGAACUUGAACUGUACUAGUUCGAUUGCCAUGGACUCGAACCACUGCUCAAUCUUUCUGCCAAGUCGCUUUUAGCCCGACAUGGUUCAGAAUAGGGUGCAGGGAUAAUAUUUUAUUGAUUGUACAAGAUCGAGUUCUUUGGACUCGAACUACGAUAGUUCGAUUACCUGGCCUCAAACCACAGGAAACUUGCACGACCAUAGUCGACGAUCCUCAAGGUAUCGCAACUCGUACAAAUCCUUUGCACCGUUCGGAUAUAGAUCCCACUCCGCCUAAGUUUCAAUAAAUAAACUAAAUCCAUACAAACAAUAUCAACAAAUAAAAUAGUAUUCAUAUUCAUAAAAAUAAAGCAUGGCAGUGAAAAAUAAUUUCAACAAAUAAAUUAGCAUUCAUAUUCAUAAAAAUAAAUCAUGGGCAGUGAAAAAUAAUUUCAACAAUAAAUUAGCAUUCAUAUUCAUAAAAAUAAAUCAUGGGCAAUGACAAAUAAUUUAACAAUAAAUUAGCAUUCAUAUUCAUAAAAAUAAAUCAUGGGCCAAGAAAAAUAAUUUCAUCAAAUAAAAUAGCAUUCAUAUUCAUAAAAAUAAAUUCAUUUUCAUUAGAUAGAAUGUUACCUCGUUGAACUCUAUACGGUCAAGAUGUUGGUUGUACCCGUCUAGAGAGGCGAGUCUAGUGAUAGCUCCAAUCCAUCUAGCACCAUAAGCCGCUUGUCGUAGUGGCUCUUCGGGACCCCAACUGUUGGCAGGGCAGAUCAGAGCGAAAGUAGGAAGGUGUCGCCAAACUCAUAGUUGGAGGAUGAACAUGGCACCACCCGCUUGCUUUGUUUUCGGGUCCGUACACUUUCACAACUCCGCAUAUAUCAUCGCCAAACAAGCAGAUCCCCAAAAUUUUCUCCCAAUCUCGUCCCAAUCUUCCAAAAGAACUUGGAGCCACAUACAACAGACUUGUUCGGAAACAAAAAUCCCCCAACCAAACAAAUCAGGUAUAUGCGAGCAUACCUCUCUAUCUGAGCAUCUGUGGCAUCCUCCGGUAAUUCUCCUGCGGUCCUCACUAGUCAAGGUAUCCAUAGCAUAGACUUGUGUAGAGGUGGUAUACGACGACCUUGUGGUGCUUUCUCGGGGAUGUUGAUGCCUAAACGCUCGCUUAUAAAUUGGCCCCAACAUUCAAUGUUUUCUGUGAACUCUCUAUUAUGGCAUCACCAUCGAUUGGAAGCUCUGUCAGCAUGGCCACAUCCUUCAACGUAAUCGUCAUCUCUCCCUCUAGAAGGUGGAAUGUGUGCGUUUCUUUUCUCCAUCUUUCCACCAUUGACGUAAGAAUGUUGUUGUCCACCUCCAUCGCCACAAAGUUUCACACCCUCAGCAAUCACGCUCUUUCAAUGAAUGGCUUGAUCCGAACAUCCCAUGCACGUAAGCGAGAUAGCGACUGAUGGGUGAUUACGUCAAGUUGUUCAUGUGGAAAAAAACAAUAAUUUUUAUAUGAAAAAAAUUAAAAGAAUACUAUCGCAUUUAAAAAAAGAAAAGUACAUGAGGAAGUGCUUACCAGGUCUGCCGCCCAAACACUUUCAGAUCGAUGAUAAGGUUGUUGAUCCAACAAAUCGGUUUCUCGCGGUCCGCCUUGAAUGUAUAAUCUAGGAUCAUAAAUACUCGGGUCCAUCACGACAAUUUUGAGUGAUAGAAGUACCAAACUAAUGAGAAAAAAAUUGAUGCGGAAGAUCGGGCUUAGCCGCAACCACAAAGCAUUUUUUUUCUUCAAGAGUGUUGGGAGGAAGAGAGGAAGAAGAAUGGAGUGGUGUGAGUUUUGGUGGAAUGGAGGGGGGAAUUUAUAGGUGUUGUGGGAGGAAGUGGAUCGAGUUUAUGUCACUCGAACCACUACAUCGAGUUUUGUGACGUCGAUCCGCGUCAAAAGUAGCUUGAGGGAAGGCAGAUCGAACGACCCAGAUCACGUUUUAAGUACUCGAUCUAUGGUGGAGCGUGUCUGACGUCAUCGAUCAACGUCUAGGUGAUCGAUUUCAAAGGAGUCGAUCCGCGUACAUCGAGUUCCACCCACUCGAUCCGCAUCACUACUGCUUCGCGGAUGUGGCCAUCGAACCGUCCAUAUUGAUUUCCGGUAACACGAUCUAGGGUGGAACGCUGCCUAUGUCAUCGAUCCAUGUUAGUUUUAUCGAGUCUUCUAUCCUCGAUCUACGUAGAUCGAGUUUAAUAACCUCAAUCUGCUUCGUCUUGUUCCAGCCAACCGUGGCCCUUUCACUCGAUGCACGUGGAUAGAUGGCUCGGCAAUCGAUCUAGUUCUAGUUCGAGUUUACUGAACUCGAUUUGUACCAAACUUUGGUAGUUUGGGAAAUUUUUAUAAAAGUUAUGUAUUCUGGGAAUUAUUUUUAAUUAUUGCUGUAUUUAGGGAAAAAAUCCGUAAGUGUACCUUAUCUUUCUAGGAGACAUGUUGGAAAUCCAAAAAUAAUAAAAAUUACUUCUCAAAAGAUGUUGGAAAGUGAAGUAGAAAAGAUAUGCUAAAAAAGCUAAGGGUGGUCGAGAAACAUGGCAUUUAGAUCUAAAAGAUGAGAUGGAGAGACUACACAUGGACACAAUGUGAAGCUUUCCCUUAAGUAAACACGGGCAAGAUCGCAGGCUAUUGUUACAAGAUCGCAACCAUGAUCUUUGCCCUGAACACAAACAUCAUGCUUUCACCCACUUCUUAAGCUUAAUCAUUCAUCUAAAUCAAUCAAACAUCCAAAGACAAGAUGAGGCAAGGGUUAAGUCCUAUCAAUCAUCAUCUACGCAAUCCUAAUCCUCCACUUAAGCAAUUACUCAAAAAGAAAAAGGAAAAAGUAUGCAAACCGAGUUGUUUGGUUGUCUCCCAACAAGCGCGUCUUUUAAAGUCUUUUCGCCGGACUUGACUCCUUAAAAUCAACAGGUAAGAGCUCCAUUAUCCACCGAUGAUUCUUUAUAGAAAUAAUACUUGUGCUUGAAAUUCGAAAGACAUGUCCGGAGAUUGGUGUCAUGUUUGAAAGAACUAAAUUCCCUUGUGUAAAUGUCCUCAUCCGUGAAUGGCUUAUAGCAUUCCCCAGAUUAUUAAUCUUCGAAUAUAGGAGCUAAUUUUCUCUUAAAAUUUUGAACACUUUCCUUUGGGUAUCUCUCUUCAAAGAUGAAUCUUCUAAGUUUCCUCUUAUGAACAUUGGCUUGAUGAGAAAAUUUGAACAACUCUUGAGUAGCCCUUUUGUAAAGAAACUUAACUUUUCUUUACCCGAUGUCUUCAUAAUCUCGCAAGAAUCACUCACACCUUCAACUCUUCAAUCAUGAGGGUCAACAUGAGAGACCAUAUUGAACCAUUCUAUCAUAGGUCUUGAAGGCGGAGUGGUAGGAGGGGUAAUCGGCUCACAAUCCAUUUUGACAUCAUCACAUUUGUAAUACUUGUGAAAAUUGGGGAUUGGAGUCAUCUUGUAGCUUAUCUCUUCCUCUCCAAACCUUAGGGUGAUCUUGCUCCCAGUAACAUCGAUAAUGGUCCUUGUCGUAUCUAAGAAUGGUCAUCCUAGGAUUAUCGAUGCAUCACACCCUUCCGUGUUGAGAACCACAAAGUCCACAGGAUAAACAAAAUGGGAAAACUUCACCAAGACAUUCUUUAUGACUCCUCUUGGCUCGACAAUGGAUCUAUUGGUCAACUCAAUCCGCAUUUUUGUAGGUAUGAGUGGUCCAAGAUCUAACUCAUUGUAUAUUCUUGUAGGCAUAAUAUUGAUACUAGACCCCAAAUAUGCUAGCGUAUUCCAAAAGGUUUUGAUCCCGAAGGUGCAUGGAAUAGUGAAAAUUCCCGGAUCUCUUAAUUUUGGAGGGAAGCCUUCAUAUCCGAUGGAUGCCGAAGCAACUUUACUAAUGGAUACCAUGGUAACUUCUUCCAUUUUCCUCUUUCCCAACAAUAUUUCUUUCAAGAACUUAGUAUAAUUCAGAAUCUUCAUAACCAUGUCUCAAAAGGGGACCGUUACCUUCAAUUUCUUCAAGGUAUCCUUCCACGGAGCACCUUCAUGAUAUAUAUAUAUAUCACUUUCAAAUAACCGUCUUGGAUAAGGAGCUUUUGGUGUUGGAUCGGGUGCUUGAGUCUUCUUAUAUGUCUCCUCGUCUUCAAUCUUGAUUUCGAUAGUAGUUUGCACAUCUUCCCGAACUGACUCUUCUUCUUGAAUAUCUUCAUGUUGAACUUCUCUUACCGGUAUCCUUGGUGUUGAGAUAAGAACCUCCUUCAAAGGUCGAUCACUCCUUAGAGUUACCGCAUGACAUCCCUCCUUAGGCUUAGGUUUGUAUUGCCCGAUAAAGUUCCUUGUGGUCUUUAUGAUAGAGCUUGUGCCAAUGAGCUUAGUUAGGCUUCAAGAUUUUGAAGUGAAACUUGUUGAUUCCUUUGACCCGCUUCCAAUCUUGAGAAUUUGGUCAUAGUAUCCUCUAUGAAUUUGUCAAUAGCCUCAAACUUCUUGUUGGAGUGUGUAACAAAUUGAUCUACCAACUCUUUAAGUUUAGAGACUCGACCAUUGGAGGGUCGACUUUGUUCUUAAUACGCCUCUUAGUACGAGGUUGACUCGGCCUUAGAUAAGCACUUUGCAUAGGCGCUUGAAAUUGAAAUCGUGGAGGAUUUCUAUCCGUUGGUGAAGACCAAAGAAAGUUAGGAUGGUUCCUCCAACCCGGAUUAUAUGGAGAGCUAUAAGGGUUGUUUCCUCGGGAUUUCCCUCCAACAAAGUUGGCUUGCUCAAAUUGUAUUGAGGCCUCAAUCAUAGACUUACAAUCCUCCAUUGUAUGAUUCGAGUCACCACACCAACCACAUUUCAUGAGUUGCUUCCCAUUGCCUUUUAUUGAUGAUGCAGCUUGAUCAAUUUUCUUGGAAAGUUCUUGUAUAUGAGCCGCUAACGAUGUUGGGUCUUCAAUCUUCAAUAAAAUUUCCUUCAUCAC